This is a messenger RNA of Larimichthys crocea (large yellow croaker), 1756 nucleotides long. RefSeq names its product E3 ubiquitin-protein ligase TRIM47-like. Gene Ontology annotation, molecular function: protein binding. Lineage: Eukaryota; Metazoa; Chordata; Actinopteri; Sciaenidae. The coding region runs from base 94 to 1278 and encodes 394 amino acids. The record is from RefSeq and is a predicted model, not a curated record. The transcript is spliced from 2 exons.
GGAUGUGCACACACCUUCAUUACUGGUAAACACAAUUCAUUUUGCAUAUUUCCAUACAAAGAGAGCACAGCAGGCCUGAGCAUCCGAGAAGAUAUGGCCACAGCCAGCCCUUUCCUGUCUGAGGAUCAGUUCCAGUGUUCCAUCUGUCUGGAUGUUUUCACCGAGCCUGUUUCUAUUCCAUGUGGACACAACUUCUGCAAGGCCUGUAUCACCAGGCACUGGGAAGGCAAAGAGCAGUGUCAGUGCCCACUGUGCAAUGAGAAAUUCAACAAAGGGCUCAAGCUUUGUGUCAACACCGGAUUCAGGGAGGUUGUGGAGAAUUUUAAGAAACAUCAUGCGAAAACUGACAAUAACUCCCAAAUCAAACCUGGAGAGGUGCCAUGUGACUGCUGUACUGGCAGCAAGUGUAAAGCCUUAAAAACUUGUUUGGUAUGUUUGACCUCUUUUUGUGAGACACACCUAGAGCCUCAUCAGAGAGUUGCUACCUUAAAGGGGCAUAAAUUGACUAAUCCUAUUCCCAACCUGGAGGACAAAAUAUGCAAGAAACACAACAGGAUUUUAGAGCCUUUGUGCAGCAAUGACCUGACACGUGUUUGUGACCUGUGUGCAGAACAUACCGCUUAUAAUACAGUCCUUUUAGAGGAAACAUAUGAUGACAAUAGAGCUCAGACGAGGAAGAAGAAGGCGGAAGUACAGGAAAUUAAACCCAAGCGUGGUAAGAAGGCAAAGAAGACUAAAGCGUUAGUACAGACCCAGAGGAAAGACAAAGAAUGUCCGCUGCAGUUCAAGAGAUAUUUCUAUCUUCCUGGAUGCAUGGGCUUUUUUGGAGGUAAAUUCUUCUAUGAAGUUGAUACUAAAGGGAUGACCGGCUGGGAUUUAGGAAUAGUCACAGAGUCAAAUCUUCAAAAGAGGACAUUCACACCUACUCCCAGGAAUGGAAACUGGAUCAUAAGGUUGGAGAAUAACACCAGCUGCAGGGCUCUACAUGACUUCUAUAUACCCAUCUUCUUGUUAAGGAAACCUGAGAGAGUCAGGGUGUUUGUAGAUUAUGACAAUGGAGAGGUGUCCUUCUGUGAUGCAGACACUGGGAUUUGGAUGUGCUCCUUCACUGACUGCAAAUUCAAUGAGAGAGUUUUCCUUUUCUACAGACCUAAUAUAAGCUGGGUACAGGCACUACAAAACAAGGUUCAGAAGAUUAAAGAUAACGUAUGGCCACAACUUUCAUAUUUCUUAUUAGGUUGUAUUUUACUGAUGAUUAUUCUGAUUUCAGAUACUUAAAAUUAAAUAUCACGUCAUCUUUUACAAAGGCACAGAUUAAGCAGAUUUUGAUGAAAUUUUAAUUCAGUAAAAUCUGAUCAUGAUAAGCACACUUCACAUACUGUAUACACACACAUAUUUUCAGAAACUGAAUGAUGCCUACACCUUUACAAAUCUGUAGACUAAGCUCAGUUUAACUAGAAAUCUUCCAUAGUACAGUGUUAUUGAUAUCUGUUGGAGAUGAAGUUGAAUGUUUUCUUUUUAUCCAUAUUUUAGCAUUUAGUGUUUUUGUUGUUACAGUGGUGUAUGUAGAGUCACAAACUCAUCUGUCACUUUAUCAUGUGUAACAACAUGCUAAAGGUCCAUAUACAUUAAGUCUGUAAAUCACAAGAUAUGUUUUAGAAGUUGUAAAUAUGACUUUGUAUGCUGGUUUUACUUUUUGGGAUGUUAAAUGUACAAAAAAUAAUUUUUUAAAUAUAGUUUUUACUUUUCCAUGAAA